Messenger RNA from Etheostoma cragini (Arkansas darter), 2226 nucleotides. RefSeq names its product tripartite motif containing 107 (gene trim107). Bases 269 to 1786 code for a protein of 505 amino acids. NCBI's taxonomy places the organism in Eukaryota, Metazoa, Chordata, Actinopteri, Perciformes, Percidae. The transcript has 2 exons. The record is from RefSeq and is a predicted model, not a curated record.
UUGGUCACCCUAGCACUGACCAUAUUAGAUUGUGGGGCAGAGUGGACAAAGGUUUGGCAAAUGUAUGAAGUCAGGCAGAAACGUGCUGCUCAAGAUGGAUUAGGGUUCCAUUCCAUCCAGUGGGAAAAAUGAAGGCGUCAGUGUUUCUGAAAGGCGGACUGCUGAUCUCUGCGUCACUGCGUUAUAUUGACUGUAUAUAUAUGACUGGGAGUUACCUGAAGACUCGAACGCGAGACAGACCUGUUGUAGACUAAUAGGGCUUGCCAACAUGUCUGUGAGUGAGACUGAAGCAACGUUUUCUAAAACGGACGAUCGAGAAGCGUUAGCUUUGGAGCUUAAAUGCCCUAUUUGCUUGCAGUUCUUCUCUGAGCCAGUUUCUCUUCCCUGUAGUCACAUCUACUGCUUUGCCUGCCUUCAGACAAUGGGAGAAGGCCUUGACCAACACAGCUGCCCUGAGUGCCAGGCAGAGUACCAGGGAACCAAAGCCCUUGUGAAAAACUUCAAAAUGUGCAGCAUCAUAGAGACUUACAAAGCUACCGCUGGGAAAGUCAACUCCACUGCAAACUCUUCUGAUGUCAGCCAUGUAACAAUCAAAAGUGAUCGUAGCUCUGUUACAGAAGAAUCAAACACAAAGCACCACCAGGACACAGCAAAAGCUGGGGAGAGCCGGGAGGAAAGCUCAGGGUGUAAGGGAAUGAAUGGCAGUGGCAAAGGCAAGAGGGAAAUGGAUGAACCUAAAUUCAGAAUGGCAUCUCAAGUCACUGAGUUGAACCUCAAGUUGGAGAUGGCAGAGAGUGUGCUGAGGAAGGAGAAGGAAUGUGAGUUAGAGCUGACCACUGCUAAUGGUCAGCUGAGAGAGAAAGCAUGCGUACUUUUAGGGCAGAUAAAAGAUUUGGCACAAAGCUACAGCACGCGGGUGAUGCAGCUGAUUGAAGAAGAGGUAGGUCCAGGUGAAGCCAGUGUAGGCAGACGAGUCUGCCAAGCUUCCGAGCUGACAAAGCAGCUGAGACAAGCUGUGCUCCGAGCGGAGUCCCUUCUGACUGAAGAUGAUAAGACUGCAUUUAGUGAUGAGCUAGAGACUCUACAACCACAUAUUCUGGAGUUGAUGGCUAAGCCUUUGGGAGAAGAGGACGACUGUGUUGAAUCAAAAGUCAACUCUGCGCGAGCCUGUCCCAAGCUGGAAGACAUGAACGCUGAGUUGAGGGAACGAUUUGGAGAGAUUCAGCGCUUCCUUCGAAACACCCUUAAUCCUUCAGAGGUGACCUUUGAUCCAGAAACAGCCCACCCAAACCUUGUCCUCUCAGAGGACUUGAAGACGGUGACUUUCAGCGCUGCUAAACAGCCUUACCCAUCCUCUCCUCAAAGGUUCACCAACUUCUUCCAGGUCCUCAGCACCCAGAGCUUCUCUGAAGGUGAACAUAGCUGGGAGGUGGAUCUCGAAGGUUCUCCGUGGAUCAUCGGUGUGUGCUACAGUGGGAAGCUAGCACGUAGUGGGUUGCCCUCGGCUCUGGAAAGCAGCCGGAGCUCCUGGUGUCUGAUGUGGUUCAACAACCUGCUGACAGCCUUUGAGCAGGGUCACGAUGUGCCGCUGAAGAGGACCACAGUCUCACACAGGCUAGAGAUCAGACUGAGUUUCAAGACCCACAGGCUGAGCUUCUACAACAUCAGCCCCAUCAGCGGGAAGACUCAUGUGUACACUUUUAAGGCUAACCUGACUGAACCAGUGCACCUGGCCUACAGGAUGAUGUCAGGGCACCCCAAAGGCCGUGCCACUAUUUAUUCAUAAUCCUAAGUAUAUUUCUAUCAACUAUAUAUUCUUUCCAAAUGUGCUGCAUAGUAGAAAGAGCAAAGUAAUAACAUUUCUUCAUUUGUACGAUUUAAAGAAUUUCAAGUCUUAAUUGUGUCUUGGGAGAAGACACUCUGAUAUCUUUAUUUCUCAGGCAACUUGUUCCAAAGAGUUCAGGAACUCAGAUGGCCCUUCCUGAUCAUCCAUAGGCUACUCGCCUACUUUUGUCUAGCACUUUGGAUGCUCGUUAUGAUAUCAUAUGACUGUUUCAUGAAUGUGGCUGAAUUACUCAUUGCAGUGUGCCUAAAACAUAGUGCUUAAAAUGUUUUAAAAUAAUUUGAUAAAUUACAUUGUUUUGUAAUUAUUGUUCUUUUUGCUUUAGGAUAAUGCACAGUUUAAAGAUAUAAACAAUGUAAAGGGCAUAAACAUUUAAAAAAAUA